Messenger RNA from Racocetra persica, 335 nucleotides. The record is from the annotation of a GenBank genome assembly. NCBI's taxonomy places the organism in Eukaryota, Fungi, Glomeromycota, Glomeromycetes, Diversisporales, Gigasporaceae.
CUAAAGCUAAAGAACAUGAAGAGGCAAAACAAAAGAAGCAAAAAAGUAAUAGCAAACACGAAUCAUUUUCAAGUAUUGUUAUACGAUUGGUACAAACUUUCGCCGAUUUUGGUAUUCAAGUAAAUUUGUUUGAAAAAGCUUGUGUUGAUUUUGAAUCUCAAGUAUCCUUUUCAGAUCCAAUGUGUGAAAUUCUUCAAAGAAGAAUUGAUGAGUUAGAAAAAAAUAAUAAGCAAUUAUUAAGUGAAAAUGAAACAUUAAAAAAAAAGUUAAGCGAAAGAUUUACUAACCAAGAAGAUCGCAUUCAUUCUAUAAUGAGAUUGCCAAAAAAGAACGAA